GAUUACAGUUUUUGUUUAUAGUAAUCUUAAACUCUGGUAUUGGGUUCACGAUUUAUAAGAGUAGGAGCAUUGCAGUGGAACAUGUGUUUUAUAAAUUCGUGAUUUAAAUUACACAUUCAGUGGUAUGGUUUGUUGCACGUAGGUCUUACGUCGCGCUUAUAUUCAGAGGACAAAUUUCUUCUGGAAUAAUCGAAGACUGAUAAUAAUUGGUGAUAGUUGUAAAAUAAUUUUAAACAUGAAUCUGUGCCAUCAUUCAGUUCCUUUUUUGGUUUAUUUGUGUAUUGUUAAUGUAUCCUGCGAAGUUUUUACCGCGUUGGCGGAUUUAGAAGAAUUAUUGGACACAGAAAAACUAGUUAUUGAUACCCUACAAAAUUAUAUAAAAGCCGAAGAGCAAAAGCUCGAAUUAUUGAAGAGAUAUGCAGACUUUUAUCAGCAACAACAUAAUAGAGCCACCGAAGAUGUUCAAUUAUAUAUUUCUAAUCCUAUUAACGCAUACACAUUAGUUAAACGAUUAACCACAGAUUUGACUGAAUUAGAAAACCUAAUGGGUUCACAGAUCAGUAGAGACUUCCUCAAUAAUAUAACACAUUUCAAACAGACGAGAUUAUUUCCUACAGAUGAAGAUCUUAAUGGUGCAGCCGUUGCAUUGACUAGAUUACAAGAUACCUACAGAUUAGACACGUCGUCUUUAGCAAGAGGUGAAUUGAACGGUAUCAAAUAUAGUUCUGAGUUAACAGCAGCAGACUGUUUCGAAUUGGGUCGUCAGAGUUAUAAUAAUGGGGAUUACUAUCAUACUUUAUUGUGGAUGACCGAAGCUGAAGAAAGGUUACGCGAUGAAGCUAACCACACGAUAAGUCAAAGCGAUAUUUUAGAAUAUUUGGCAUUUUCUACUUACAAGCAAGGUAAUGUACAUCUAGCUUUAGAUCUAACGAACAAGCUUUUGGAGAUUAUUCCAACGCACACAAGAGCAUUAGGUAAUAAAGUUUACUACGAAGACGAAUUACAGAAAACGACAGAUACUCCAAAAAAGAAAGGUGAUGACGAAUCUGAAGAGAUACAACAAGAUGAAGAAGUCCAUACAGCUGAAGCUGACCCCUAUGGAAAACAACACUACGAAUCACUUUGCAGAGGAGAAAUCCAACUUCCCCCCAAAAUGGUGGCGCAAUUAAAAUGCAGAUAUGUGACUCACAACAAUCCUUUUCUGCUCAUAGCUCCUUUUAAAGUGGAAGAAGCCCAUAUCAAUCCGAAUCUUUACAUAUUCCACGACGUCAUGUCAGAUCAAGAGAUAGAAACAGUUAAACGUUUAGCGAGACCGAAAUUUCAAAGAGCUACAGUACAGAAUUCAGUAACAGGAGAUUUAGAAGUAGCCCAUUACAGAAUAAGUAAAUCGGCCUGGUUAAAAGAACACGAACACAAACAUAUAGCUGACAUUGCUAGGAGAGUUGAAGAUAUGACUGGACUGUCAAUGUCAACGGCCGAAGAACUCCAAGUUGUUAAUUACGGUAUCGGUGGUCAUUACGAGCCCCAUUUUGAUUUCGCUAGAAAAGAAGAGAAAAACGCUUUCAAAAGCUUAGGCACUGGAAAUAGAAUUGCCACAGUUCUGUUUUACAUGAGCGACGUGUCGCAAGGUGGAGCUACUGUUUUCCCCGUUAUCGGUGCUGCUCUUUGGCCUAAAAAAGGUACUGCGGCGUUUUGGUACAACCUUCAUCCCAGCGGCGACGGUGACAUGUUAACUAGACACGCAGCUUGCCCUGUUUUAGCUGGAUCGAAAUGGGUAUCGAAUAAAUGGAUUCAUGAAAGAGGACAGGAGUUUAGAAGACCGUGCACGUUAGAACGACCACCAGAAAAUCUAAUAGUAUAAUGGGACAAUUAUUAGUAAGAAAAAAAUGGGCUUAUACGUUUCAAUCGAAGAGUAAGGGUAAUAAUAUAUUGAUGAGUUUUGAAGGAAAAUCCUUUCUAAUUCCUUUUUAAAUAUCAUUAUGUGGCAGAUCAAGAUACAUAAAAGUGCAUUCGAUUUGGGAAAGCCACAGAGUGAUUAAAAAAUGAAGAAAUUAUAAGUGGGGUAAUAUUGCCGGAAACGAGUUCAAUGUUACUAUAUAGAGGUCACUAAACAUUAAUAUUACGACAGAAAAAGUCUACGAGGUACCUAGUGCCCAGGUGGACGACAUCUACGUCUAAAACCCGUGGUAAUUCGUUAUGGCGGCUCCACAUUAGCGCCGUUAAACUCCGUAAACAGACUUGGACGGUUUCCAUGGGGUUAACGCCUGUUCUAAUAACUGCUUCUCCAUGGAGAGUAUGAAAUGAAUUACCAAUAAAUUGAAAAAUUCACUACACAAAGAAACACAUUGAUCGGCUCGAUACAUUGUCGCAGCAAAUAAAAUUAUUGCAGCAGCAGCUUCCACAUUCAUUUCGCUGCGGGUUUCAAGGAGGAUUGAGAACAUACCGUGUAUAUGGAGGGCACACUUGUGCCGUACAUUCAUGGCGGGAAUUCACGGUACUAAUGUGGAGCCGAAAUCGGCCGAUUAUAUACAUCCUGGUGGUUUUCGAGGUCGCUGAACACGGAUAUCACGAUGGCGAUGACCUACGAAGCACCUGGUGCUGGGGAUUGCUUAUUUAUACGUGGUCCCCUGAAGCCCCGUUGACAUUCGUUGUAAAAUUUGCCGUAUAUAAACAUCCUGGAGGUUUUCGAGGUCGUUGUAGACGAAUAUCACGACUGCGAUGACCUACGAGGUACUUUGUGCUCGGGAUUGCUUAUGUAUACGUAGUCUCCUGAAGACCCGUUGACAUUCGUUGUGAAAUUGUCCGAAUAUAAACGCCCUGGAGGUUUUUCGAGGUAGCUGAACGGGAAUAUCACGAUAUAAGGGGUCUGCGAGGUUCUCAUUAUUGAAAAUUGUAGGUAAACUCGAGAGUAACUGGUUCAUUUUCUUUUUUUCAUUAAAAAAUUGAACUCAUUCCCGGUUAAAUUAUUCGGGUCAUAAAUUCUCGUUUUUUAAGCAUUUCUUAUUCAUAAUUUUUGUUCACAAAGUUUCUUGAGGCACUUUGUUUGGGUCUUGAUCCGUCUUACUGUUAAUAAAUUUCUAAAUUUCGUGUUUUAUAUCCUUGAAUUUGAUUUCGAUAUGGCACAAGCCAUGGAGUUGUCCCCAAGCAACAAAUUUUCUACAUUCAAUGUCAUCAAGUAAUCAAUAUCUUGGCGGUGGAAUUAUACCAUAAAUAAUUAAUUUUAUUUUGUUUAUAAAACGAAGUUUGUUAGACAUAUACAAAUGUACAUGAAUUAACUGUAGCGAUUACUUCUUUGGCUACUGCUGGUCAAGUUUCCUCGUUCUCCUCUUUUUGAAAAUAUUCUGCCAGUUUAAAAAUACAUUAGCAAGGAUUUUCCCCAGCAUCUAAUAAUUUCUAUUUAAUUUUUGUGUAUAUUAUUGUUGUAACAUGAUUUCAAAAUAUUUCAGCAUACACAGCUUGAAUGUAUCUUUGCUGGAGCUUUUGUGGGAAUACAGUUUAUAUAAACUAUGGAUUUCUCUAAUUUCGUACUUUAACUAUUGUUUAUGAUUUUGUUGAUAAAUUAUCUUGAUUUUGGGUAUCUUUUAAUUAAAAUUUCAUUUAAAAACAAGAUAAUUCGUCAACUAAACUAUAGAUUAAACACGAUAGAUACAGACUGGCGACAUCGGGUAGUUGGUGCGGUGCUUUGAUGGUGAAAUACCUUAGACGAGCGGUAAAAGCGUCUUUUCGACAGAAUCUCUACACCUGGAUCGAUAUUCUCAGGUCCUCGAUGUCGUUGAAUGCGAGGAAAUCGAAAUUCAUGCCGUCUCCUAGCAAUAGGAACGCUCCCGCCAAAGAGAAGUGCUUUAUUUCAUUCGCAUGUAAAUAGACAAUUCUAACCUAUCAUUUUUAUUGAUUCAGGAACUGUUUUCGAGAAUAAUACCUCAAUAAUUUUGUGAAUGUAUCCACUCACUGAUGAUUGGGAGAUAUCCAAACAAUAAUUAUUACCUACAUCUUGCUGGUAACUACCAGUACCAAAAAACUUCAAUGCUGCCAAUAACUAAAUGAAAUAAUUUCAUUUUAAAAUUUAGAGGGCAUUAACAACUUUUAAUAGUAUAUAAAUAUUAUAAUAAAUACCUAGCAGCUAAAUUUUGGUAAUAAGUUUAUAUAAAUCAAAACCAAAUAAACAGUGAAACAGUUCAAACUACUGUAGUUUUUACAGGUUCGUCCUAAUUGUGUCAAAACAUAUCCGAAAGUUUUUUUGUUUAACCGAAAUAUUUUUUUAAAUUGAUCAUCACCGAGUUGUAUCAGAGGGUAUCUUAAGACAACUCAGUUGGGCUCUGCAACAAUUUCUUCAACUUCUUCUAGUUCUUCCAGCAUUGGCCGUCCAAUCUGGGAACGGACAUCUGGUCAAUAAGAUAGGAGAAUACAAUAGGCCUAAACUUCAAUACCAAAAAACAAAAUUUAUGAUUAUUUCGAGAAACAUAAAUAUGUUUAAAAACGCCAUCAUAACACCGCAGGAUCCUUGGACGGCUAGAUUGAAAAACGAAGAAAUUCUGAGAUGCAUCAGCAAACAACGGGAUUCGAAUGAAUUAAGGGGAGAAAAACGGCGUACCUAGGGCACAUUAUGCGAAAUAAAAAAUAUCAAUUUUUGGACCUACUGAUCGAAGGUAAAAUUGAAGAAAAGAGGGAUCUGAAAGAAGAAAAUAUCUUGACUGCGAAACAUCAUAUACAAUCCUUAAUACACACCGCAAGAAAUAGAGAAGCGAUGGAAAAUGUUAUCGCGAACAUCCAUUAGUGGAUAUGCAUUGAAAGAAGUUUCGAUAAAAAUGAUAAGUUAGAAUUGUCUAUUUACAUGCGAAUGUGAAAUGAGCACUCGUCUUUGGCGGGAACGUUCCUAUUGCUAGGAGAAGGCAUGAGAAUCGAUGCAACAAUGAAUUUCAAUCCCCUCGCAUUCAACGACAUCGAUAUCGCUCCAAGGGAGGACCUGAGAAUACCGACUCUGGUCGCUUCAUUUGAGUAAUCUCGUAUAUAAGAAAACGAUUUUUAUAUCUACUACCACAUAUCGAUUUUUUUUCAAACUAAUUACCAAAAAAUAAUUCUAUUCAAUAUUUGUAGAUUAGAUUUUUGUAAUAAAUUGUGUAUAAUACUUUAUAUAUUUUAAAGUUUUAUAUAAGUGUAUAUAAAUAUACUGUAAUAUAUUUUUUUAAAG
This is a messenger RNA of Diorhabda sublineata, 5188 nucleotides long. It is a transcript of the gene PH4alphaEFB, whose product is annotated as prolyl 4-hydroxylase subunit alpha-1. The transcript has 4 exons. NCBI's taxonomy places the organism in Eukaryota, Metazoa, Arthropoda, Insecta, Coleoptera, Chrysomelidae. Gene Ontology annotation, biological process: peptidyl-proline hydroxylation to 4-hydroxy-L-proline. The record is from RefSeq and is a predicted model, not a curated record. Bases 236 to 1861 code for a protein of 541 amino acids. Gene Ontology annotation, molecular function: L-ascorbic acid binding; protein binding; procollagen-proline 4-dioxygenase activity. Gene Ontology annotation, cellular component: endoplasmic reticulum.